Molecule: messenger RNA, 2496 nt
Organism: Aaosphaeria arxii CBS 175.79
Lineage: Eukaryota; Fungi; Ascomycota; Dothideomycetes; Pleosporales
Product: cell division cycle protein 48
Exons: 3
Coding region: 73-2313 (746 amino acids)
Cellular component (GO): cytoplasm
Molecular function (GO): ATP binding; ATP hydrolysis activity
Source: RefSeq, a predicted model, not a curated record
GAAAAAAUCUCGAAGCAUUUUGGGAUUUAAUAAUAACCAAGAUAUUUUUUGGCCUUGAAGGCUUUUCAGAUCAUGUCGUCAACCUUCACCUUACGACCCACCGAGAGAAGUCCACCUGGGAAUUUGCUUGAGGGGUCUUUCCGUGUUCAAAUAGCACCCAAAGAGUUCAAGAGUUUCGGCUUCUCAAAUGGAGAAAUAAUAAGACUGUCGAGCGUAGCGUCCGGCGCUCGAGGGUUUGCUGCCGCCUGGCUUGGAAGCCAGACAAACGCAGGGAAUAAGCCUAUCGCAAAAGUGUCUGAUCUAUUAAGAGAAAAAUAUGGUCUUUCUCUGCACGAACCGACUGUAAUAGAAAGAGCCACUGAGCCACUGAAACCUAUAGAGUUCAUUGAAGUCAGUUAUCCUGAAAAUGCGACCGCCGUCGGCAGCUAUGAAUCAACGGAGGAGCUUUUGCAUUGGAUUCGUUGUAGUCUAGUGGAUCUGGAUAUUAUUCUUCCAGGAUGUACAUUCGAUGUUCAGCAAAAGGGAAUCAAGUCCCGCCAGAAGAACACCAAACUCCGCGUCACUGUAGACAAGAUUCAACCUGCUCCAGGCACCGAGAACCCUCUGUACUUUGAUCCCAUCAAAUCACAAGUAAUCACGAGUAAUUCACCUCUCAGCAAUCAGAAACCCGCAGCUCCCCUAACUAGAUCAUUCCGGAUCAGUAAGGAAGGCAUCGGCGGACUAUCUGAACACAUCAGAACUAUUGAUACCAGUGUAGCUUUCCUGAUGAAUGACGCUCUCGCUCUCGCAGACUCACAUCUCCUUGGGCCUACAGCGUUUCUGAUUCAUGGUCCGGAGGGAACGGGAAAAUCCAUGCUACUCAACCGGAUUGCUCAGUGCGACUGGCAACAAGUCUUCACAAUUAAUCCAUCAAUGUACAGCUCCAAAAAUAUUACCAGAGAUGUUACCGAGACUUUCGAGCAAGCUCGCCAGACUCAACCGAGUGUGAUCCUCAUGGACGACCUAGAUAGGCUUCUUGGAAAAGCAGAAACUCUCGUAUCCCAGCUCAGAGCUGAGAUGGGUAAUUUAGAGGGUAGUAGGGUUGUUGUUGCAGCUACAGCUCGCAGCGUCUACGAUGUCGAUGCAAGCCUUCGAACGAGCUCUGCAUUCAAGACCGAGCUCGAGAUCUUUCCACCAAAUGCCAAGCAGAGGGAGGACAUCCUGAGACAAACACUUGGACUUAGCCGUUCUACCAGCAACGUGGAUUUUACCCGUUUAGCUGAGCGAACCCAUGGGUUCGUUGGUCGAGACAUUCAUAAACUAUGCGGCCUUGCAAGGAACCGACGGGUGCAAGCCAUUUAUCAGACCCUGGAGGAUGGCAAUGAAUCAGUUAUUGCCGAAAAACUGAAGGAAGGGGAUUUUGUUAGCCAGGAGGAUUUCGAUGAUGUUAUUGACCAAGUGCAACCAACCGUACUGAAAGACAGCAUUCUUGAAGUGCCGAAAGUGAGAUGGACGGACAUUGCGGGAUUGGAUCAUGUUCGUGAACUCCUUGAAGCUAUCACGAUACGCCCAUACAAGUAUCCUGAUCUCGACGUCAAAUUCGGCGGACCCCAGUCCCGUAAAGGAGUCCUACUGUAUGGACCCCCGGGUUGCGCAAAGACAUUGAUCGCUCAGGCGGUUGCCACUGAAUCUAAUCAAAACUUCCUCGCCGUGAAAGGGUCGGAGCUGAUCAAGAUGUACGUUGGAGAAUCGGAGCGUUCGAUUCGAGACGUGUUCCGACGUGCGCGUGCGGCGAAGCCCUGUAUCAUUUUCUUUGAUGAAAUUGAUUCCAUAGGCAAGUCACGCGAAAAGUCACAAGACAGUGGGUUGAAUGUAGUUGCGACUUUGCUCAAUGAGAUGGAUGGAAUCGAAGCGUUGAAGGAUGUCUUCAUCAUUGGCGCAACCAACAGACCUGAUAUCCUUGAUUCGGCUCUGAUUCGCACAGGCCGCUUCGAUGCGCACAUCCAUAUCGGACUUCCAAACGAAGAGGCGCGGAGACAGAUCAUUGAGAUCCACACAAGGAAAAGACCUCUAGCGAGUGAUGUCGAUCUUACUCUUCUGGCUUCGAGUACAGAGGGAAGCAGCGGUGCUGAUCUCAAGGGCCUGUGUGCUGUUGCAGUAGAAAUGGCCAUCUCAGACUACACCCAACAUCCAGAAAGUGUACCAGAGAUCGGUAUGCGCCACUUUGAGCGCGCAUUGGCACAGCAUGUGCCACACACUGAUGCGAAGGAGGCUGCUAGGUAUGAAGGAUGGAGACCUGGGAAAUCGCUAUCGUCACCCGCAUUCACAUUCUGAUCAAGCUUGGUUAAGCGCAUAUGUUGACGGAGCUCGGAAACCGGAGUACGCUCUCAAUCAUCAGGGCAUGCGAGGGCUAUCGAAUGCAUUCGGAAGCAAAAAGCUGCUCGAAGGCAUAAUGUUGUGAAUGAGGCAAUUGACAUGUACGGAUUAUCCGGAUGCACCGCACGAACAUGUUCGAGC